GUCUGUGACGAGCCAGAGGAGUUAAAGAGGAAGGUCACUGAGCUGGCAGCCGCCGUCCGGAGCGCCAGGCACCUCGUCAUCUACACUGGAGCUGGGAUCAGUACGGCAGCGUCAAUCCCAGACUAUAGAGGCCCUAAUGGCAUCUGGACGUUGCUGCAGAAGGGCAGGAGCAUCAGGGCUACAGAUCUGAGCGAGGCAGAGCCCACACUCACCCACAUGAGCAUUGCCUGCCUGCACAAGCACAACCUGGUGCAGCAUGUGGUGUCUCAAAACUGUGAUGGGCUGCACCUGCGGAGUGGGUUACCCCGAGCAGCAAUAUCCGAGCUUCAUGGAAACAUGUACAUAGAGGUCUGCACUUCCUGCACGCCCAACAGAGAGUACGUGCGAGUAUUUGAUGUGACGGAGCGCACAGCCCUGCACAGGCACCACACUGGCAGGAUGUGCCACAAGUGUGGGGCACAGUUGAGAGAUACAAUCGUCCACUUUGGGGAGAAGGGGACGUUGACACAGCCCCUGAACUGGGAAGCAGCAACAGAGGCUGCGAGCAAAGCAGAUGUGAUUCUUUGUCUGGGUUCCAGCUUAAAGGUUUUGAAAAUUGCAAAAAAUCCCUCCCCUUUGGGGUCGGAGCAAACCCCCCCCCCGCCGUCCCAAGCUGUACAUCGUGAACCUGCAG
Messenger RNA from Pterocles gutturalis (yellow-throated sandgrouse), 673 nucleotides. It is a transcript of the gene SIRT7, whose product is annotated as sirtuin 7. Gene Ontology annotation, molecular function: NAD+ binding. The annotation marks the transcript as partial. Lineage: Eukaryota; Metazoa; Chordata; Aves; Pterocliformes; Pteroclidae. The transcript has 6 exons. The record is from RefSeq and is a predicted model, not a curated record.